AUGGCCGUAGGCACCCGGCCCGAGCCUCUCGCCCGCUUCCUCCACGGGCUCGAGCCAAACGGCCGAGGCAGUCCUCGCCGCGCCCGGCCGCCGCCCGCGGCCGGGUCCCGGUCUCGGCGGGGCGAUCCGCCCCACGCCCCGAGCGCCCAGCGGCUCCCGCCGCCCGGGAGGGACCUGCCGGUGGCGCCCGGCCUGGGGGACCCACGGUCAACCCGGUUCUCCCUUCGUCUUCCGGGGCUCCGGGUUUACCUGGUGGCCGGCUAUCUCUCCGGGCGGAAAGUCACUCUCCGCGGCCGAGGAGGUGUCGGAAGCCAACCCGGCACGUCCGCCGCGCAGGCCAGGCGGCCGGACCCGAGCUUCGAGCGUCGGCGCCCCCCCGCUCUCCGGAGGAGGGGGAACACCCCGCCGGCCGCUGUCCUCCCGACCGAUGUGGCCCUGACGUUCGCGACGGAAGGGCUCUUCGCGGGCCGGCACCCGACGGUGGGGCCGUCCCGUGUUCAGGCGGAUCGACCUUUGCCUUUUCGCGCACCGAUCCCAGGGACCCACAUCGACUUCCGCCGUCCCAAGGGCGUCUCCUCGGUGGCGGGCGGGGACCGGGCGCGGCCCGGCUUCCCGCCCCGCCUCCGCUUUCCGCUGCCCGCACGGGCCGAGAUCUCCGCCGUGGCGAGGUCGAGGGGCUCCGCAGACCGCCCCAGGGGUCCGAAAUCAAACCCAGACGGCCGCGAGGCUCAGCGGGCCAAACACGGUCGCGAGAGCGAGCAGGGGCGCUGCGGUUCCUCGGGACCUCGUACCGCCUCUCGCUGGAGCCCCAGUACCCUCGCUGCCCUCCCGUCCUGGGUCGCCGACUGCUUUCUAGCGCCGCUCGAAGGCGCGGCGGCUGCUCCGAGCCGCGCCGCCACGCUCCAAUCGAGCGAAAGGGCCGCCGGAAAGAAAAGCGGGCGAAGGGUCGGGCUCGCGGGGCCCGCCGCCGCCCGGCUCCCGCCCAACUUCUUCGAUGCCGCCCGAGCGCCGGGAAGAAGAAAAGCAGCGCCAGGGCCCCGCUGCCGGACGCUCCCGGUGUCACCCGGAGCACCGUGGAAUGCGGGAGAGAGAGAUCGGAGGGAGGUGCCGGAGAAGGUGGGGUCGUCUCGACGGCUCCCGCGCCCGACUCGCCCUGUCUCGAGCUCUCCUCCCGCUGGUGGGCUGGCCCCGCGUUGUGUCACCCGGGCCGCCUGGGAAAGCGGGGACGGGGGCUCUCUUCGAGGCUCACCCCGCCUCUUCCGCCGCCCUUCCUCGGCGGCUCCCGGAGCACUCUGCCGGCGGCGGAAGAAGGGAGGGGCGGGGGCGGGUUUCGCCCUGCGCCGAAGCGCCACCCGGGCCGCCUUGGAAAGCGGGGACGGGGGCUCUCUUCGGAGGCUCACCCGACUCUUCCGCCGCCCUUCCUCGGCGGCUCCCGGAGCGCUCUGCCCGUGGCGAUUUCCGACCACCCCUCCUCCGUCCCCGCCCAGGAGCCGGGAAAAGGCUCGUCGGGGUCCCGAGGGCCCUCCGCCUCUUUCGUCCCCGCCCGACGUCCGUCCGGGCGGCCCGGGGUCCGAUUUUGGGGGAUCGCCAUCCCCGCCGGUCCGCCGCGCACUCCGCGCCGCUUCUAGCUGCGCCGCGGGCCCCGCCUCCUUCCUCCCGGGUGGAAGGAUCAUUACCGACCGAAAAGGCCGCCGCGGCCGGCCGGCUCGGGGGCCCACUUCGACGGCGGCGCCGGCCUCGAAACCAAGGCCUCGGCCCGCCUCGCGCGAUGGGACCCCGCGGCGGGUCCCGCGCUGGGAGCGCCGGGCGCCUCCGCGCGCUCGCGCUCGCCUCCCGGGCGGCCGGGAGGGGCGGAAGAGGAGGGAGGGGGUCUCUCCGUCCGUGCCGGUCCGCUGCCGACCGCCGCCUCGCGCGCCUUCCCGCCCCACCGUGUGCGUGUACCCGAGCCGCCUCCGCCCGCCCACCGAGGCGCUGCCCGCCCCGAGCGGUCUUGUUUCUUCCUCCGCCCACUCCGUCGCUGGGACCGCCUCCCGCCGCCGGGCGCGCGGGAACGGCGGGACCGGCCGGGCCCGGGCGCGGGAGGAGGGCGACCGAACUGCGGACGGGAGCUCGACGCGGGCGCGCGGCCGGGAUGGCGCCGCGGAGGCCCGGCGCCGCGCGCGCGAGCCCAGGGCGGCGGCCCCAGUCGCGCCCGCCUCCCGGCACGCCGGGUCGGAGGGAAACCUCGAUCCCCGGAGCGGGCGCGCCGUGGCAGCGGCUCGGCGCGCUUUCUGGGACGACGCCCCGAGGCGCCGCGGAGCCCGGCUGGCGGGUGCCGGGCACCACCUCCGCGUGCCGCCCGUCGCUGCCGCGCCGCCGCCCCGGCGGGUAGGCCGAGCGCGGCGGGGGGUACGCCCCAGCGGGAUUGGGAACCGUUUCUCAACCCAGGAGCCAGUUCAGACCCGAUGCCCCGGAGCGCCCGCUUCGGGGAGCUCGUCCCGUUCGCGGAGGAGCGCGGCGUCACGGCGGUCGGUCCCGUGCGCCCCCGUCGCCCCAUCCACUUUUCCCCACCCCACCCCGGUUUUUACCGCGUCGGUGGCGGGGGCGCGGGGGACGCUGCGCUGGCGGUCGUCGGGGAGCCGGGUCCGCCGUGGGUGCCGCUCCCGGGCGGGUCCCGAGGGGGAGACGGGCCUGCCUCGCGCGGCUGUCUGUGGCGACACGGCUGCCCGCUGUUCCCGGUCCUCCCUUCCCCGCCCGGGUUACGACGGUGCCCGGACCUGCCGGGCGCGGUCGGUGCGCGAGGGCGAGACUCCGCGCCAGGAGGAGGAGGGCGUCGGAAAGUCAGGAGAGAAGGAGGAGAGCGGGCGGCACGCGCGCGUGACGGUGGAGAGAAGCGGAGGAGGAGGAGGAGAGGCGAAGGAGAGGGUUUCGCGAGGGCGCCCAGGUUGCGAACCCGACCUCGCCCCACCACCACCCCACCCGCCGCAUCUGCUCCGUCCGCCGCCUCUGCCGGCCGUUUUUCUUCCUCUCCUGGCCGACGGCGCCCCGCUGCACUCCUGGCGCCGCCCGCCCCGCUUCGCCGCCCCGGCGCCCGCGGUGAUGCCUCGUUCCUCCGCUGGGCCGUUCUUCCUCCCGAGGGCGGUGGUGUUACGAAUCGCCUCUCCGGGGCCGGCGCUUCGCGGCGGCGUGAGUCUGCCCGGAGGAUUCAACCCGGCGGGUUCGGUCCGGCCCGGGACGACGGAUCCUCGCCCCGCCCCCGGGGCGCGGGUGUCGAGCGGGGACCGCCGCCUGGCCGGCCCCGGCCCCCGUCGGGCGCAUUUCCACCGAGGCGGUGCGCCGCGACCGCCCGGGUCGGCUGGGAGGGCCUCGGCGGGCAGGUGGCCGCUGCCGCGGGGCAGCGAGUGUUACAGCCCCGGGCCGCACCUGUCGCCGCCUCCCGGGGCCGAGGGAGAUGACCGCCGCCGCGCUUCCCCGCGGCCCCUGCUCACCAUCGGCCCCCUUCGCGGGGGCGGGGUGCGGGUUGCGUACGGGGCCGCCGUCGUGCCGGGACGGGCCCCUGCUCCCGGCGCGACUGUCAACCGGGCGGACUGUCUCAGUGCGCCCGACCGCUGCGCCGCCGGGCGGGAGGAGCCACGCCAGGGCGCCCGGGUCUGCGGCGAUGUCGGCCACCCACCCGACCCGCCUUGA
Mauremys reevesii (Reeves's turtle) is the source of this 3666-nucleotide messenger RNA. Its product is annotated as collagen alpha-1(I) chain-like. Bases 1 to 3666 code for a protein of 1221 amino acids. Lineage: Eukaryota; Metazoa; Chordata; Testudines; Geoemydidae. The transcript is spliced from 6 exons. The record is from RefSeq and is a predicted model, not a curated record.